This is a messenger RNA of Ambispora gerdemannii, 669 nucleotides long. Lineage: Eukaryota; Fungi; Glomeromycota; Glomeromycetes; Archaeosporales; Ambisporaceae. The record is from the annotation of a GenBank genome assembly.
AUGGAUACUGCACUAACAGCUCUAAAAGGAGAAAUUAAUCGUCUCGGUUUUGUUUCAGAGCUACCAAGCAUGGAUACUGCACUAACAGCUCUAAAAGGAGAAAUUAAUCGUCUCGGUUUGGCUUCAGACGAAAAAAUACAAGUUGAUGCACAAGCUUGCCUUGAUAGUUUAACAGAGGAUGAUGAGAAAUGUGGUUACUUGAGGUUUCUAAUCUCUGCGCCUGAGCCUCAAGGUAUACCAACCAAUGAAACCAUCAAAAAUAUUCUUCGUGAAUCAAUUUCAAAAUUUGACAAUACCUCGGAUGGCGUUCCCAAUAUUUCGUGCAUUACCACUAAAGUGGAUGUAUGCACUACCGCAAAGAUGCACUACCGCAAAGAAGAAUCAACAGCCAAACAACGACUCUCGUUUUUACUUAAAAACAAACAACUCGCAAAACAUCUCUCAGCACUGAGUGUAAAUAGUACUAGCAAGAAAGAAGUGUGGAUAUACUACCACAAAGGUGAUUACUUGAAAGUCUUACAAGCGAGAAAAGUCAAAGGAAAGAAUAACGGGAUAAAGUCAGCAGUAAAAAAAAUAAAAGAAGAAACUUUGAAGAAACAACUCGCGAAUAGCGGUAGCAAGAAAGAAAUGUGUGAAGAAAUAAUCAUAUAUCGAUAUGUAGAUCGUUAA